Gossypium raimondii (Peruvian cotton) is the source of this 1923-nucleotide messenger RNA. RefSeq lists its product as uncharacterized. Gene Ontology annotation, molecular function: RNA-DNA hybrid ribonuclease activity; nucleic acid binding. The transcript is spliced from 6 exons. NCBI's taxonomy places the organism in Eukaryota, Viridiplantae, Streptophyta, Magnoliopsida, Malvales, Malvaceae. The coding region runs from base 1 to 1923 and encodes 640 amino acids. The record is from RefSeq and is a predicted model, not a curated record.
AUGAAAGGUGUUGAAGAAUUGCUGGGAGAUGUCCACAUCAAUGCCCUAGACACAGUUGAAAGAGAGACUUGGCCAGUGAUUCGCCCUUACAAGCCUGGAAGUGAUCUGAAUAAUUGGACAGCGGAAGAGAUUCCUAUAGUUUUUAGAGCUUGUUCAGAGUCCCCGGAUAUCAAUGAUAUGAAUGACGCUACUUCAAACUCAGAAUCACCUUUUGAACAAGACAUGUAUUUAGAGGGAUCACAGGAUUUUGAAGAUGACGUAGACUAUGAUGUAUCUCCGGACUUAUUGAGAAUGGUAGAAUAUGAAGAUAAAACGGAAGAUGAGCAUGUUCAAGUUUUGCGGAAAUCAUUUUUGAGACUAAGAAAUUUCCAGCUCAAGCUUAAUCCAACAAAGUGCGCCUUUGGGGCUAGAUUGGAGAAGUUGUUGGGCUUCAUAGUCAGUGGGAAAGGAAUUGAAGUUGAUCCAGACAAAGUCAGGGCAAUACGAGAUUUGUCUCCACCACACACACAGAAGGAAGUGCGGGGUUUUCUGGGAAAACACAAUUAUAUUUCUCGGUUUAUUUCACAACUAACUGAGAAAUGUGAUCCCAUAUUCCGUCUUCUAAAGAAGCAUAAUCCGGGCGUAUGGGAUGAAGAAUGCCAGAAGGCUUUUGACAAAAUAAAACAAUAUUUGUCUAAUCCUCCAGUGCUAUCACCACCUAAUCCGGAUAGGCCAUUAAUAUUGUAUUUAACAGUGUGGAAGUUAAAUUUUGAUGGAGCCUCAAAUGCUGUGGGUAAUGGAAUUGGGGCAGUCCUAAUAUCUCCAAGCGGAGAUCAUUAUCCUUUUGCUAGCAAACUGGAUUUUGAUUGCACUAACAAUAUGGCAGAAUAUGAAGCAUGCAUUAUGGGCAUUCGUGCAGCCAUCGAGCGUAAAAUCAAAGUGUUAGAAGUAUAUGGGGAUUCCGCAUUGGUGAUAUACCAACUCAAAGGAGAAUGGGAGACAAGAGACCCUAAACUGAUCAAUUAUCGAAAGAUGGUUCUUGAAUUGAUAGACGAGUUUGAUGACAUUACUUUUUCUUAUCUUCCACGAGAUGAGAAUCAGAUGGCUGAUGCAUUGGCUACCUUAGCCUCUAUGAUCCGAGUGAAUAGGUUAGAGGAUAUGAAGCCUAUUCAGAUGAGUAUUUCGGAAACCCCGGCUCAUUGUUAUAAUGUUGAGGAAGAGGAAAACGAUGACCAUCCCUGGUAUUUGAAUAUCUUGCAAUAUGUAAAGAAUCGUGAGUAUCCAGAUCAAGCAACAGAGAAUGAUAAGAGAGCACUGAGAAGAUUGGCUAUUGACUAUGUUCUAGAUGGAGAAAUCUUGUACAAAAAAGGGAAGGAUCAAGUACUGCUAAGAUGUGUGGACGCAGUGGAAGCUAAGAAAAUUCUAGAAGAAGUCCAUGAGGGUAUCUGUGGAACACAUGCAAAUGGUUUCACAAUGGCCAGGCAGAUCAUGAGAUUUGAGUAUUAUUGGUCUACUUUGGAAAGGGAUUGCAUCAAUUAUGCUAAGAAAACGUCUGUCAGGACGUCGACUGGGGCAACACCUUUCUCUUUGGUUUAUGGCAUGGAAGCUGUUUUACCUAUUGAAAUAGAGAUUCCUUCUCUCCGGGUAUUAUCUGAGUUGAAAUUAGAUGAGUCAGAAUGGGUUCAAUCUUGUUACGAUCAAUUGAACUUAAUAGAAAGGAAAAGGCUAAAGGCUGUUCGGCAUGGUCAGAUGUAUCAAAAAUGGAUGAUGCGAGCGUAUAACAAAAAUGUUCGUCCCAGAGAAUUUAAUGAGGGGGAGCUGCCUUGCCUCCCUGAGUUUGCAGUGAAGCAAACUGAAAAUGGCAGAUCUUGCCUUCCUGUACUGACAAUGAAGCAGAUUGAAGAUAUCAGCCCUGUCUCCCUGGGCAGUAGUGGAGUAGGUUGA